AUCAGUCUGGAUCCUGAAACUGCCCAUCCUGGAAUCAUCUUGUCCGAAGAUAUGAAAACAAUGAAAGGAAGUGAGUCAUGGAAGAAGUUGCAUUGUGCUAUGGAGAGGCCCACUCAAUGUGGCACUGUUCUAGCAACUCAGAGCUUUACAUCUGGAAGACAUUAUUGGGAGGUGACAGUAGGGAAAAGUUCUGCGUGGGAUGUUGGUCUUUGCAAGACCUCUAUAAGUAAAACUGGACAGGUUUCACCAUGUCCUUCCACUGGAUUCUGGCUUUUGAGUCGAAGACAAAAUAAUUAUAUAGUCUGCACUGAGCCUAGGAUCAUCAUUCCCUUAAAAGAGAAGCUCAACAAAGUGGGGAUCUUUUUGGAUUAUGAGGCAGAAGAAAUAGUGUUUUAUGAUGUAGACAACAGAUGCCAAAUCUAUACAUUCACCGGUUCCUUUUUAGAGCCUCUCUGGCCUAUAUUUUCCAUUGGCCUGUAUUCCAAGGAUGAAAAUCUUCUGACUAUUGACCCAAUAUCAGAUGAAGCUGAAGAGACCCCAGAGCGUGAUCAUGACUCUUGCUUGGAGAUUUCCUCCACUGGGGAACCCCAGUCUGUGACUCCCAUGUAAGAUCUUUUUGCUUUAUUAGGUAUUACCCUACUUUGGGAGUAAGGAUAAAUUUGUCUUAUUUUGAAAUAGUCAAGCAAUAUACUGCAUAUUAUUAGGGGGAGAUCUGCGUAAGAUAUAUUGAUGGUCCACUGAAGACUGAUGAAAUGUGUUCAAUAAACUAUGUGAGUUUAGAAAAUGCAAGAAUAAAAGUUGAUUUGUAAAAGAUGUGUGGAAAAAACAAUGACCUAUCAAAGAACCAAAAAUAAAUG
Messenger RNA from Monodelphis domestica (gray short-tailed opossum), 857 nucleotides. It is a transcript of the gene RFPL4B, whose product is annotated as ret finger protein like 4B. Gene Ontology annotation, molecular function: protein binding. The record is from RefSeq and is a predicted model, not a curated record. NCBI's taxonomy places the organism in Eukaryota, Metazoa, Chordata, Mammalia, Didelphimorphia, Didelphidae.